Molecule: messenger RNA, 5405 nt
Organism: Stegostoma tigrinum
Lineage: Eukaryota; Metazoa; Chordata; Chondrichthyes; Orectolobiformes; Stegostomatidae
Exons: 5
Coding region: 2021-2674 (217 amino acids)
Molecular function (GO): zinc ion binding
Source: RefSeq, a predicted model, not a curated record
UCAUCCAGCCUCACAUUUUAUUAUCUUGGAAUCUCCAGCAUCUGCAGUUCCCAUUAUCUCUGAGGUUAUGUUGGAGCUGUGUAUGAUGUUAGCCAGGCCCCAGAUGGAGUAUCAUGUGAAGCUCUGGUCAUCACACGACAGAAAGGAUGUGAUUGCAUUAGGGACAGUGCAGAGGAGAUUCACCAGGAUGUUGCCUGAGGAGCUGGAGCGAUUCAGGUAUGAAAAGAGAGAGAUAGGCUGGAGUCGUUUCUCUGAGAGUAAAGAAGGUUGAGGGAGCAGGGGAUUGAAAUGUGCAAAAUUCUGAGGGGCAUACGUAUGGUCGACAGGAAGAAACAUUUCGCUUGGUCAACGGAUCAAUAACCAGUGACAGUAGAUUUAAGGUGAAGGGCAAGAAGUUUUGAAAAGAUUUACUGAAGACUCUUUUUUCUUUCACCCAGAGGAUAGCAGGUAUCUGGAAUUCAUUGCUUAAGAUGGUAGUGGUGGCAGGAACCAUCACAACAUUUAAGAAGUAUUUAAAUGGUGAUGCUUGAAGCAACAUAUCAUACACUGGUCAAGUAUUAGAAAAUUAGAGUAGAUAGGCACUUGAUGACCAGAAUAGACACAGUGGGCCAAAGGGACUGUCCCUGAGCUGUAACACUUUGCGAUGUUUUGACUUCAAAGUGUGUCAUGUCGUCUGUGAAAACUGUAUGAAUACAAGUUUGUAAACCAUGCAACCACAUAAAAGUAAAAUAUAAACUACCGUUCUAUUCUCCAUCCCAAAAUUCUCUUGUUUCCCAAACAGGAAGGAAAUUCUACACCCAGGGUGGGCAAUCGAUGUUGGCCAAUACAAUGAAGCUCACGUCCCAUGAAUGAGUAAAAUAAAUCGUAUUUGUUCCUAAGAAUGCAUCAACAGGAUGUGUGUGUUUUUCCUGAAGUUUUCACUCCUAAUUAAGAAAUGUAGUUAAUUAGAUCUUGCCACAGUUUUCUUUCCCAGCUGUUAACUGAGAAAAAAAAAUUAAUUCAUAUUACACAGGGUUAAUUUAAAGACUUGGCAGUGGUUUUGGAGAGUGGAGGUGGGGGUGAGUUGGAAAUGGUGUGGUUGGUCCCAAUAUAACUAUUUUUUAGAUUGGAAUUGGGAGAAAAAUUGGUGCUUUUACUGCAAGAUAACACAAUCCCACUUAAUCUGAAACUAAAUAAACAUUCUACUUUUUAAUAUCCUCCAGAACUUUUAAUAUAAACACUGAAAAUGAUAAACCCAACUCUCAAACUAGUACAAAAAGAGCCAGAUGCAAAUCGAAACCAUUUGCUGUCUGUGUGACGUCAAAUUUUCAUUAUUAUUGUUUUCCCAAAAGCCACAUGCUUUAUAAUCACUGUGCCCUUCCCUUGUUUAUAAUGUCUCAGGCAAUGAUUUGCAGAUGUUGGGUACGGGGCUGGCUCGCUAUGUAAAACCCGAAAGGAACGAACCAGCAACUUAAUGCAAAACCCCGACAACAGUGAAACAAGUAACUCGGUGUGGUGGGUACUUUAUUCUCUAAGGUAGCUGCUCAGAGUAUCAAUCUGUCAGGCAUUGAUGUAGACAGCUCAAAUGGGCCCUGAUUGUGAAGCCUACAUUUUAAAACUACAGAACAUCCUGUUUUCUUCUCCCGGAUCAGCUGUUUAGUCAGAGACUGUCAAACUUCCUGUCAAAACAAUUAACUGUCUCAGCUUGGGGUUUUCUUUCUUGACGAAUGCCUCCAAUUAUUUUUUUCUGCUUUGGACUUGAAUGACAGUGUUAACAUAGAUUAGAGUCUGCUGCAUCAUUCUCCCUCUCACCACCCUCCUCCCAAACUCCUCAACACCUUCCCUCCUCCCCACCUCACUCCAACCCGCCCGCAGGAUUGAAAAGCCCUGCUGCUUUUCUGGCUUUCUGCCCUACAGCAGUGCUUCCAGGGUGGGAUCUGGCUCUACUCAGUUUACAGAAGAAACUUUUCAACAAAAAAAAAGAGACAAAACAUUUUGAAACACGCCAAGCACUCAAGAGCAGGGGAGAGAAGUGUCAAGAAUGGAGAAGAGAAAUGAAACUCAGGACACCACUAGAAGCAGCACUGAGCUACCAGUGACAAUUCCAGAUGAUGCUCCUGAAUGCUUCAUCUGUAGAGAACUGGAGGUGACAGACCGUGAUUCCUUGUUGCAUUAUUGUGACUGCAAGAGUUUAGUCGCUCAUCACAAGUGUUUGCUGACGUGGAUACAAAAGGGCCCCAAGAAUGAAGACAGGCUGAGUUGUAAAGUAUGCACAGCUGAGUAUCACCUUCAGACUGGCUCAGCAUGGAAGCUUGUUGCCUUCCGUUGGCAGAACUGGGUAAUUCUCGCAGUAAUCUUGGGCCUAAUGACCAUUGUACCAUUCACCGUGUACAGGAUGAUGACAGCCUUCGAUGACCCACCACCUCAUUCUCUCUUUAAAGCAGCAUCUGUUUGCUUUGGACUAUUAUCAGAAACUUUCCUGAUCAAGACUCUCAUCUAUUGCUGCAACAGCAAAUACAGGAAGGCCAAAAUGUCCUCGUUCUCCAUCAGGGAGAGAAAUUCGGAGAAAUGUGACCGAGGGAGGAAUCUUUUGUGGCUGCCUAGUCACAGCCCAACAGCUACUGCAGGGAGCAGGAUCGAAGGAGGCAAGCAGGAGACAGCUAGACUCAGCAAAGGUCUGGAGCUGUGCGUGUGAAAACAAUUGCGGAACUGGGAGAGGCUAAGACUCAAAUUAGCACCUUCCCCAGUCCGCUGUCUGCUUUCCUGGCCGUGGCAAAGGGAAACAGAUUGACUCUUGGUGUCUCAUAUUUAACUCUGGGAAUAAACACCUUUCUCUACGUCUACACUCUGACCAGGCGGGAGCCACUUUUCGACAGAGGGUGACAGUUAUUGUUUUGCACAGAAUAUGAUGCUCGUGUUUACUGAAGGAGUGCCAGUAUUGAGAGAGAGAAAAACAAUAAAAAACACUGGAAAAAGAUAUCGAAAAGAAUCAAGUGGGAUGUCUUGGGCUAGAUACUUUGUCUGGAAAAGAUCAGGAGCCUGCCCAAGCUUGUAUGAUUUCAGUAUUUGAAAAUGCCUGUUGUGACCGCUGGAAGACAAGAAUGCAAUAUCGAGAGACUCUUAAACUGAGUUUCACUCGUCCUGCUCUUUAACACACCUCCCUGCGGUUCAUUAUGCCAAAAUGUUUUAAUCUGUACUCUGGGACUCACUGGUUCUGUGGGCUGCGCCCAUGUAUUUCUGAGACUGAAACUUUUUGAUAGCACUUUCUGUAAAAAUAGAUGCAGCCGCCCUUUGUAUACGUAUAGAAUUAAUAAAAUCUAUGAGGCGCAUAUCAUGCGACAUGGGAGCAUUGUUCCAACGUGUAAGCCAAUGUAGGUGAUUGUCAACAGCUCUAUGCCAACACAACAGGAGAUAGAACCUCAGUGUUGAACUCUGGCAUGCUAUCUGUUCUUAUUUUCUUUUUGCAAUGCCCUGGUCAAAAGUCAGACUUUGAGAGCUUUACGAAGCUGAUAGCCCUGGAUACCAAAUGGACACUUUAAUGUCAUUACAAGUGGGGGGAUUAUUUCAUUUUCUGCUCUGGGGCCUCCAGUCACUUGCAGAAGAAGUCACUGGAGAAACCCCUCAAACAAGCACCUGGAGCUGUCAAGAAGUCAGAUUGAUUGUGUUGAAGACACCAACAUAGUGUCUCGGUAAUGAAGCGUGCUGCAGUAGUCAGAUAUAUUUCACCCUUUCUUACAUUUCAGUAAUUGGUCCACUUCCGUUAACCUUUCCUGCUACUUUACAUCUAAUCCUUGCACAUAUUAACGACUUUGCACCAAAUACUUGCACAAUGCUUAAAUAGAACACUGGUAAACUCAUUAUUUUUCUCUCAAAGUGAAAGGACCCUGCUAUAAGGAUUUUAAACGGAUCUAUUAACUGGUCAGUGUGACUGAAUGAAAUUUGUGUGGUUUACUGAAAGCUUUGCAGACUCUUAGAGAAGCACUUACAAAAGCUGCAGGACCCCUGCACUUGAGAAGCUCAUUGAGUUCUUACUUUCUAAUCAGGACAUCUAUCAUGCUACUUAGACUUAUAGUCUUGUUGUAGAACCGCAUGUGUAAAAAUGCACCAUUCCUUCUCCAUACCGAUUCAGUGGGUGCACUGCAACAGGGUUCAAUUCCAUGCUUUUGCUGAAUUAACGAUACCUGGAGUUUCCUCUGGGAGGGCAACCCAAAGGCUAGAUUUGAAGCUGCAUGCAAUGCCUCACCCAUUUUAACCAGUCACUUCUCAAAUAACCUUCCAGCCUCAAUAGGAAAUAUGCAACUUCACACAGAUGCAAAACAAUCAGAGCUGCAGGCAAGUGUUAAACGCACACUUUAGCAGGAAUUUUUAACGUCUCUUCUUUGCAUGCACAUUAGACAGAACAGGUUUAAAGACCUGCCGUCAGUGAAGGUUUUCCAUUUUUAAGAAGUCCUUCACAAGUCUGUUCAAUAUAACAAAAAAUGUGAAUCCAAUCUUGAUGUGCUUAGCCUACAUAAAUCAUACCUCAGAGACUUAAAAUCUUAUUGAGACAGAUAUCUGAAAAUUUAUUAACAACAAGGUUCAGUGACAUGACAUCUCAGAUUUGCAUAUUCUGUGUUCAGUUAUAUUGCUGCUACUGUAGUUGACUGGCAACUGAUUAAGUGUUUUACUGGUCAACCAACAACUGACUGCUUGUCUGAGCAAAAAAUAAGAUGGAAACUUUCUCUAUUGGAAUGUCACAGUAUUAUCUAGCUGUCUUAAACAUCUAGUGUCUUUCUGAGAUCUUUGCAAUAAUGCAGCAUCCCUGCUUUUCUCUAUACAGCAUAAGAAAGCUGAUAAAUAUGAAUGAGCAAAAAAACAGUAUGCUGCAUUAAUGCAUCAAAUAACAUCUGGUAGGCAUACAAUAUGAAAGGAUCUGGUCAUCAUGCAAUUAUCAUGUGACUCAGCUGUGUAAUUUCACUUUACAGCAUGUGGCCUGUCAUCAUAAUUGAAUGUGUAUCAUGAGCCAUAAUGUCUGCUUUGAUACUUUAAGCAUCCAAGCCAUCAUUUUGACUGACAGAUGGUACCAGGAGUGGUAUCUCUGACUUGUCCCACAAAAGGGAAUUUUGAUGGUCAGUCACUAGAAUAUAGCAAUAUCGCUAGACAUGAGCAAAUACCAGUUGUGAUCACACCACCAUUGCUCAGAAGAGCUUUCCUGUAGAAUGAAAGAUUCUCUCUAUUAUUGAAAUUGAUGGAGUUGGGAUGUUUCGCAUGUUGAUCAAUGUCUUUCUUGAUGCCAGGCUGAUAUAUAUUCUAUGUUUUGGUUUAUUUUUCUGUGUUUUAAGAUGGUGCCGGAAAUUGGUGACACUAUACAACACCUUUCACUGUGUUUUAUAUCAACUCAAUGUGACGGUAAAUAAAUAUAAACCAGAUGAUCUUUUUCUUCUUCA